This is a messenger RNA of Cololabis saira (Pacific saury), 6229 nucleotides long. RefSeq names its product double PHD fingers 1 (gene dpf1). The record is from RefSeq and is a predicted model, not a curated record. NCBI's taxonomy places the organism in Eukaryota, Metazoa, Chordata, Actinopteri, Beloniformes, Belonidae. Gene Ontology annotation, biological process: nervous system development. Gene Ontology annotation, cellular component: nBAF complex.
AUGUUGACAUGCGUAAAGACUACACUUCCCCAAAGCUGUCACGGAGCGCUCCCGCCUGCCAUUGGCUGCUCGCCGCAGCCGCAGCCCCAGAGAAUGAAUGAAAUUGAAAUAGCUGCUACAUUACAUGUACAAUACCGGGCUCUGCAGCGCUGCAUUCUAUCAUACUAUAUCAAAAUGGCCACAGCGGUGCAGAACCCCCUCAAAUCGCAAUCUGGAGGUGCAGUCAUCAAGAACAGUCUUGGUGAGGAGUUCUAUAAGGAGGCCAUCGAACACUGUCGCAGCUACAAUGCCCGUCUGUGUGCAGAGCGCUCCAUGCGUCUCCCCUUCCUGGACUCGCAGACCGGCGUGGCCCAGAGCAACUGCUACAUCUGGAUGGAGAAGAACCACCGUGGACCAGGUCAUGCUCCAGGUCAGUUGUACACGUAUCCCGCUCGCUGCUGGCGCAAGAAGAGACGGCUAAACAUCCUGGAGGACCCACGGCUCGUACCAAUCGAGUUCAAGAUUGACUAUGAGGCUUCUUUAAAGAAGGAGGGGGGCAUCCCAGAUGGUCCCGUGCUGGAGUCGCUGCUCGCCGGGGAAACCCUGGACAAGAAGGUGGAAACCAAGGAAGAAGAACCAAUGAGUGAAUGUCAGAAGCUGCUUGUUGGGGAUUUCCCUCAUGAGCUAGAAGGGGACGAGAUGGAGGAAGAUGUCCCGAAGCGCAAGAACCGAACCAAAGCACGGGCCUACGGCGUUGGGGGCAUGAGGAAGAGACAAGAACUGCCUGCCAUUGAAGACAGAGACAAGCCUUACGUCUGCGACAUCUGUGGAAAGCGAUAUAAGAACCGCCCAGGGCUGAGCUACCAUUACACUCACACACACCUGGCGGAUGAGGAGGGUGAAGAAGACUCAGAGCGACACACACUGCCCUUCCAGCGCAAGAACAACCAUAAGCCCAAGAAAGCACCUGACGGUUCAGUCAUCGCCAACGGCUACUGCGACUUUUGCCUCGGAGGCUCAAAGAAGACCGGCUGCCCUGAAGACCUCAUCUCCUGUGCGGACUGUGGGCGCUCAGGCCACCCGUCCUGUCUGCAGUUCACAGUGAACAUGACAGCUGCGGUGAGGACUUAUCGCUGGCAGUGCAUCGAGUGCAAGUCCUGCAGCCUGUGUGGCACCUCUGAGAACGACGACCAGCUGUUGUUCUGUGACGAUUGUGACAGAGGCUACCACAUGUACUGCCUGAGCCCUCCCAUGUCUGAGCCACCAGAGGGGAGCUGGAGCUGUCAUCUGUGUCUGAGACAACUGAAGGAGAAGGCCUCAGCCUACAUCACCCUCACUUAAUCUGCGGAGCUCCUCCUCUUCCAGCCACCUCUCCUCUUUCUGCUUCUGCACCUCCACCUCUCCCCUUUCUUCUGAUCUACUCGCAUCCAUUUUCCCUACAAUCAGUCUGUGUGACCUCUGGUGUGGCCGAGCUCGCGGAGCACCCACAGCGCUGCACCUGCUCCCGGACGUCUCUCCAGUGGCGCGCCGGCCUCUUUCGUCACUCCAAUUCCCCUGUUGUGCUUCACCCGAACCCCCGGCACCCCGUCCAUCGUCACUGCUCUGUCUCAGCAGAGGGAUUCAUACGCUGGCCAUAAGUUUGCUAGCAAGACACUUACUCCAGCCCUCCAAUGGCACUUCUGCGGCUUAUGACUCCACAGGAACCCUCAUAAGGGCCCUCGGAUGAGCCCUGAUGAUCUUCAACUGCAACUCAAUCAAGUAGUGUGUGAGAGUUAAUAUGGCGGCGUUGGGGCUAAGAACCAUACAGUGAAGAGGCUAGUUAACCGCGGAGCUGCGUGUUUCAGAGUUCACCAACUGUGAAACCGGAACCCAACCAAAUUUUCACUAACUGCAAAGUCUGAGACACCGAACUCCGCUCUGUUGUUUGUUGCACGGGGCCGACGGUCCUGCGCAGAAAGUGAAUUGUACAGCGUUAGACUGACUGUUUUUUUUUUUUUGUUUUUUUUAUUUUAUUUAUUUAGUUUUUUUUUAACUACACACUCAUGAAUGAACUCCCUCCAGGGAAAACAAGGAGCAUUUGGUCAGGAAUCCACCCUUCCACCUCUCCAUGCAUGGGGUUUCCACAAAUGAAUGGCACACUUUGGGACUGAGCCUGAAGGUUUUAGUGAACGGAUGGGGUCCUCUGACAAAAGGAAGGAAGGAUUUCUAUCUAAUCUGGUACGUCAGAUGAACCUGUGUAUUUAAACAUGACAAAUUAGGUUUAGUGUCCUCACAGAUCCUUCACCUGCCCUGUAUUCACCCCAUCCUCCUGUGAAACGAUGACUGUGAAGCCAAUGCGAGACUGAAACACUCCUGGUGCCCGGUGUGUAUCAUGUAUGUGUUCAGAAUGUAGGAUCCAUGUGUGGACAAUGCAGAUCUUUGUCUGGCUCAUGCUGAGGCCUAAAAGCAUAUUUUUUAAUGAUUCCUUUUUUUAAAGAGUUAUGUUCAUUUGCAUGUUGUUAUUUCAAUUGUUUUUGGAAAAAAAAACAACAACUUUUAAUUGAAAUGGAAAAGAAAGCACACCUAAUUCGCAAUAAUGUGUUUGUGAUAAGAACUCUUUGGCCAAUUUUUGUGUCUUUUAAGCUCUGUGUGUGCCUGUAUCUGUUUGUGUGAGUUUAUUUGAGCAGUACAGUAACUGUAGCCAGCUCCAAGCCAGAGGGGGUCUGUGAGAGGAAAGUAGCCGUGAGAUCAGUUCAAUUCAAUUCAAUUCAAUUCAAAAAUACUUUAUUAAUCCCCAAAGGGAAAUUGAUGAUGAUGGGAAUAUAAAGGGAAGUCAGCAUUUACUCAUUCAGACAGUUUGAUUAAGGUGUGACAAGUCUUGGCGCUGAAGUCCUCAAUAAAGACAAACGGGUGUUGAAGGACAAGUUUGGGAGUUAUGUUCUCACCAGUAGGUUAUGUGACAAAUAUUUCUGAGCAAUGGGUCGAGAAGUCAAUAUAGCCGGGCUCGUAAUCCGCAGUCCCAACAAAAGUGGUUUGUUUUUGUCCUUUUCUUUAACAUAUUGCUCUGAGCUUUAAAGGAAAUAGCAGCCAGAAUUGUUUACGUCAGUCAGCGUGGCGCUGGUUACUCGGUGGCUCCAGUUAUGGGAUGGAUAGCUCAGCUUAGCUAUCCAUCCCAUAACUGGAACUUCAUGUUUACGCAACAAAAGGAGACAUGUAAAAAAAACAACUAUUUUUCUUUCUGUGGAUAGCUGAACAAGUUAAAUGUGAUUUUGAACUUUGAAAUAACAAAAAGAAAAGAAGCGGGCCACUGCUUGCUAAGCAACCGUUGGUAGAAACCCGUGACCACUUUCCAGAUUUGUUUGGGCGGUUUUGGCUGAUUAUUUCAGCAAAAAACUUGGGCUCUCUUCGAUGUACUGUUUUUUUUUUUAUAGCCAUAAACCGAUGGAUGUCCAUAACCGGCGUUUAGAUCGAUGAACUUUCACGAGCAUUUCAAAUGGUUUAGCUAGCAUCUCCUGGGCUAGUCCAUUGUGGGUUUUUUUAUCUAUCAUACAUCUUUUAAUUUACAGUUUAUUUUUAAUCAUUUAUUAUUUGUCUCCAGAAUUUGCCUCUUGAUUGAGUCCAUUCUUCUCUCUGUCAUUGAGAUGUUCCCCUUGUCACUCGCUUCAGCAGAAGAAAGACAGCAUGAUCAAUCCACCCUCAUGUUUAACAGCUGCAGAGGUUUUAUUUACACAUAUUUUCUCUGAUUGCGAAGCUCUAAGGCUUGUCAUUCGAUCCACAUGACUUCCCUCUUAUAUCUGCAGAAUAUUUCUGACAGCCCUUUAAAGUCAAGCCAAUAUGAGCUAAUAAAAGUGAAAACAUUGUUUGAAAGAAUAAUAAUACACAAAUCUCGCUUCAAAUGUUUCACACAAUAUUUCAUUUUUACUUUGUCACAUGGGAAUCAGUUAACGCUCUACUCGCUUAACUAUUCACAGCUGAAACAAAGUUUGACGUCUGUGAAAAAGAUAAAUUUUCUCAUUUAACUCAUUUAAUAUGCUACUCACCACUUUCAAUCCCAGUCAAAAUACAGUAGCAUCUUUAUUUAUUCAGGAUUACCAAGGCCAAAGCCUGGAUAGAUAUCACCACGGCAAAACGUCAGAGGUCAUUGCUUUUAUUGCCAACAUAAUCACAUUUUCAGUCACAUUCAUUAAGUGGAUUUUUUCUUUUUUUUUGUCGUAGUUGGCCACAGAAACUAAAUGUGGGAAGUGAAAUUAGUAAACGCAGAUCCUCUUUGUGUCCUGUGAAAUAUGAGGCCGUUUGUUUAGUGAAAGCAAAAUAUCGGUUAGAUGAGAUGUCAGAAAACUUUCUGCUUCCUGCCAGCCUGCAAUGCACGUGAGAGGCCACUAUAGAUCUUGAGGCUGAGUUUGUCAUAAUGGGCUUAAUAUGCCAGCCAGCAUGCCUUUUUUGUAAGCUUCCCCUGUAGGGAAAAAAAGGGGGAGGAAGUAAAAUCUCUAACUCAAAAAUCCAUUAUAAUAGCCUCAAGCAGUUCAACUGGAUUCUUCAACACCGUUUUAAUGGGCACAACAAACAGUUGAAGUGCAAGUGUUGAGUUUGAAGGAUGCAGGCAACAUUUCUAAAAUGUUACUUCAGAGUAGGCAUUCGUUUACUGAUCUGUUAGCUUUAAGCUUGGAGACAAUAGCUGUAAAUAUCUGACUGAAUUAAAAGGCAACAAAUGUCAUACAGUAUUUUACAUUUUUCUGUCAAAAAAAAUGAAACAUGAAUCAAACAGCAGGGAUUUUGUUGGUUUUGGUUUGAAUAAACAUCUUGUCUCGCUGUAUCAUGUCUUUAAAAUUUGAAAUGUGCAAUAUCAGUUGGCUUGUUAGAAUGCACCUGAACUGCAUUUGUGUUCCGCCAUCUGAUCGCGAAGGACUUAGGUGCAAAUACUGUGCUACCAUCAGCUCAAUGUAACUCCAGCGAUGCAUGAAUGGCACUUGAUUCAUUUCUGACAUCAUUUUUAUAUUAUUCUUAACAUUUUUCUAAAUAAUGAUGAGGGAAAACUUUAAACUGUUUUUAUUUCCUGUUUUUUUUGUCUUGGUUUUGUAAUUUAUUUUUCUAUAUAAAUAUGUUUUCUUUUCUUUCUGCAUUUUGCACAGCGUGGCAGCAUUUGCUACUGGAGUGUUUAUGCCUCUGUGUGAAAUGGUAUUUGUCUGUUUGCCUGACUGUGAACCACGUGUGACGACUGGAGGGUCAGUAAAAAAGCAAAAUCAACCAAAUUAGUGAAAUAUUACUGUUUCUCUGCUGGGGAUCCAGUUGCAAUGCACAGUGCUGCAGAGAGCUGUAACGUUGACUGCAGAUUAAAACAAGUGUACUUGAGUGUACAGAAUUCACACAAAGCGCUUGGAUUACACUGUUUCAUAUUAUGGUGUGUUAUACUUGUGUUAUAUUUGCUCACAAAAUCUGUUGUAUCCAAUCAAAAGUCUCCAUUAACCAAUCACAGCCAAGAGCUACACUUGAAGUGUGCUGGAGUGGAAGUGCUUCAGAAUGAUUCUUAGAUUGAAAAUCAAGGAAACGUUUGUGUUUUGAAUGCGAGGUGAUGGAGAUGUCAGUGGCGGCUGAAAAGACUUUAUAUUAGGAGCUUUCUCAGAGCUGGAUGGGAGAAGCAUGGUGGAGUCGAACUCAUUUUGAUUGUACUCUCUGAGGAAGGGGGGGAAGGGCAGAAGCCAUGUAUGAGCUUUGGAGAGAUCUGAGUAUUCUGAAAAAUUGAAUCUUCAUUUGUACAAGUGGGCAAACUCAGUGGAGGCUGAUGCUUGGGGAUGGGGGUGAGGGGGUCAACAAAGGGUUGAUGCCAUUACACUCCAGGCCUGAUCUUUGGCCGUUGGGAUUGCUCCACCGGAGGGUUGAGAAGCUGGGCCACUCGUGGCCCGGAUUGUAAACUUGUUCUGUGAUCUUGCUUGCACUUUUUCCCCCUUUGUCAAAAAUAUGAAGCUCAUUGUAAGUAUAUAUGUGAGUGAGCGUGUGUGUGGGCGGGUGGACUGUUUCAUUUUUUUAACUGAUGCGUUGUUUUGUUUUUUUUUCAUUGUUAGUUGUGAACAACACUGGAUACAGAAGAGUUUUUAAUUUGUAUUUUUUACCUCAGGAGGAAGAUGAAAUCUUCCGGGACAUUUUUGACCCUCUUUUCCUUCUGCUCUCUCGUUCUCCGUGUGCUAACUGGGAAUGCGUUGAAAUGUGGACUGUGACCGCAUUGCUGCCAUUACCGCUGUCAAGCGUUCUCUGUGAAAUCAUCCAGCUUUCUCAA